GUCUAUUUUCUGAAAAUCCCUGUCAAAGUUUUGAUGAUACGCAGAAUGCAGCGAUCUUCUGCAUCUCACGCACUUUCGAAGUCGAAAGCUCCGCCGGUGCCCCCGGCAAGAAAAACUAACACAACGGGCUCAGUUUCAGACGCACGUGCGAAGAUGAUACUAAAAGAAGCUGUUGAUGCAGUCGUCAAUAGCUUUGCGAAACAUACCCAAGGUUACGGACGAGUGAACGUAGUUGAAGCGCUACAGGAGUUCUGGCAGAUGAAACUAGCUAGAGGAGCUGACCUGAAAAACGGAGCCCUUGUCAUCUAUGAAUCUGUCCCUUCAUCCAGUCCUCCGUAUGUGUGCUACGUCACCCUACCUGGUGGUAGCUGCUUUGGUAGUUUUCAGAAUUGUCCAACAAAGGCAGAGGCAAGACGCAGUACCGCCAAGAUCGCGCUCAUGAACUCCGUAUUUAAUGAACACCCUUGCAGAAAAAUUUCUGAUGAUUUCAUCGAAAAAGCAGUAGCCGAUGCUAAAGCGUCCUUCAAGGGUAAUACUGAUGGACCCAACAGCGGUAUUGAGGCUUUUCGAUUUAUGCUGGAGGCCAACAAAGGACGCACCAUGUUGGAGUUCCAGGAGCUGAUGACCGUCUUCCAGUUACUUCACUGGAAUGGAAGCUUAAAAGCUAUGCGUGAGCGACAGUGUUCACGCCAGGAAGUCGUUGCCCAUUACUCUCAUCGUACACUAGACGACGACAUGCGUUCGCAGAUGGCGUUAGAUUGGAUAGCGCGUGAGCAGGAGUCAUCUGGCAUCAUAUCUAGAGAACUGGGAAAUGCUGAACAAGAGCUUGAAGCCGCAAGAUUGGCAGGACGGGAAUUGAGGUUUCCCAAAGAAAAGAGAGACAUUCUCAUGUUGGCUUGUAGUCAGGUGAAUUCUGUGAACGGCUUGUGUUAAGCUUCCCACUCCACCCCGGCUUAAUACUGUAUAAAGUGUAAAUAAUGAAAUGGAAGUCUGCUUCUGUGAUGUCUGCGCGAAUCGAGGACGAGGGUUCUUCACAGUAGCUAUGUGUUCCAAUCAAUAUCUGAUUCUUAGAUCACUUUGUUGUAAUUUAUUGCCCAGUGUUUCAAGAGGGAAAACUUCGCGCCUUUUUCUUCUUCUUUGUGCUUCCUGAUGGGCGCAUGCGCAACAGUUGCUUGUGAUAAUUUUUAUCUACUCCACAAUAAUCAACCUAGUUGGCAGCACUUAUUUUUUUUGGUGAAUUCCUGAACUUGAUGAUAACCAUAUUCUCAAACAAAUCGCUCUAAUAUUGUGCUAUUACUUUGCUGUUUAACUAAUUCUGUCAGUAACAAUAGGGCCCAGAAGAAAUGAAACUUGGUUCGUUGUUGUGUACAAUUUUGUUCAACACAAGCACUGGAAGGACCUAAUUUCGUUAACCUAUCUCAUUCGAAUUCUUUUUUCAAAAGACUGAGUAUAGUUCUGGAAAAUAUUAGUGUAGGGAAUGGAUGAUAAAAAAACAACUGAUUUCGUUAUAUAUCAAUACCUUAAUCCAAGCUUUGAGUCCUUCCAAAAUAGUUUUGUUCUCUACUUAAUGUAAUACAAGGAUAAAGUGUACUUUUUUGUAGCAAAAAUAAAACCAAACCUGCCUAUAA
Limulus polyphemus (Atlantic horseshoe crab) is the source of this 1628-nucleotide messenger RNA. RefSeq names its product LIX1-like protein. The transcript is spliced from 4 exons. Lineage: Eukaryota; Metazoa; Arthropoda; Merostomata; Xiphosura; Limulidae. Gene Ontology annotation, cellular component: cytoplasm. The record is from RefSeq and is a predicted model, not a curated record. Bases 34 to 933 code for a protein of 299 amino acids. Gene Ontology annotation, biological process: autophagosome maturation.